Messenger RNA from Manihot esculenta (cassava), 1755 nucleotides. Its product is annotated as protein DETOXIFICATION 49. Gene Ontology annotation, biological process: xenobiotic detoxification by transmembrane export across the plasma membrane. Gene Ontology annotation, cellular component: membrane. The record is from RefSeq and is a predicted model, not a curated record. The coding region runs from base 40 to 1680 and encodes 546 amino acids. The transcript has a single exon. Lineage: Eukaryota; Viridiplantae; Streptophyta; Magnoliopsida; Malpighiales; Euphorbiaceae. Gene Ontology annotation, molecular function: antiporter activity; xenobiotic transmembrane transporter activity.
CUCUUCUCUCUCUCUCAAAACAUUUUCCUUGUAAUAACAAUGUGCCACCGCCAGCCAAACUCCUCUGCCCUCUCCUCUAGAUGCCCUUGCCUGCUCUCAAUCAAGGACCCAGCAGAGUCUGACAUACAAACCUUUUUGAUACCCAAAAGCCCAGCACCGAAACAGCAGCAGCAGGAGGAACAUGAACUGCCACCAGAAUUACAGGAGCUACCACACAAGACCCACAUCUCCCUUGCGAUCGAAGAAGCCAUGUCCAUUGCUAAAAUAGCCCUUCCUUUGAUUCUCACUGGUCUUGUGCUCUACUCUCGCUCGAUGAUUUCUAUGAUGUUCCUUGGCCGCCUUGGCGACCUUGCUUUAGCCGGUGGUUCUCUUGCCAUAGGCUUUGCUAACAUAACUGGCUAUUCUGUCUUAUCUGGUCUUGCCAUGGGAAUGGAACCCAUUUGUGGUCAAUCUUUUGGAGCCCAAAAACACACCCUUCUUGGUCUCACCUUGCAAAGAACUAUUCUUUUGCUACUAAUGACUUCCUUACCCAUUUCUUUUCUAUGGCUAAACAUGAAAAGAAUUCUUCUAUUUUGCGGCCAAGAUUUGGCCAUAGCCACAGAAGCACAGUCAUUUCUUCUUUAUUCUCUUCCUGACCUCUUAGCUCAAUCCCUUCUACACCCAUUGAGAAUCUAUCUCAGAACUCAAUCCAUAACAUUGCCUUUAACAUUUUGUGCUAUUCUAUCAAUUCUUCUACACAUACCCAUAAAUUAUCUUCUUGUAACACACCUUAACUUAGGGAUCAAAGGUGUUGCUCUUAGCGGGGUAUGGACUAACUUCAACUUUGUAGGCUCUUUGAUCAUCUAUAUCUUUAUCUCCGGUGUCCAGGAAAAGACAUGGGGCGGAUUUUCAAGAGAGUGCCUUAAAGAAUGGAAAACUCUCUUGAACUUGGCCAUUCCAAGCUGCAUCUCAGUAUGUCUUGAAUGGUGGUGGUAUGAAAUCAUGAUUUUGCUAUGCGGGCUGUUGUUAAACCCAAGAGCAACAGUUGCCUCUAUCGGCAUUUUGAUUCAGACUACUUCACUAAUCUACAUAUUCCCAUCUUCUCUAGGCUUCAGCGUAUCCACAAGAGUAAGUAAUGAAAUGGGUGGUAACCAGCCCAAGAAAGCAAAGCUCGCAGCCAUUGUAGGCCUCUCUUGCAGCUUCGUUUUGGGCUUUUCAGCUCUAAGUUUUACAAUUACAGUGAGGAAAAUAUGGGCUAGCAUGUUCACACAAGAUAAAGAGAUAAUUGCGUUAACAUCACUUGUUUUGCCAAUAAUAGGAUUGUGUGAGCUGGGGAACUGCCCACAAACAACUGGCUGUGGAGUGCUAAGAGGAACUGCUAGACCCAAAGUUGGGGCAAAUAUCAACUUGGGUUGCUUUUACCUUGUUGGUAUGCCAGUAGCAGUGUGGUUAGCAUUUUUUGUAGGAUUUGAUUUUGAAGGACUAUGGCUAGGCCUAUUGGCUGCGCAAGGCUCCUGUGUCGUGACCAUGUUGGUAGUGAUCUAUUGCACAGAUUGGGACUUUCAAGCCCAGAGAGCUAAAAAGCUCACCGGAAAUCUGGGCGUUGUUGAUGCUGGCAAAGAGAUUGAGGAAAACAACUCAUCUAAACCUGAAAUCAAGGUGGAUUCUUUAUACUAUUUUGGUGAUCAGUCACCAGUUUAAUUAAUGUGUCCUUUUCUCUUUUUGCUGGGAGCAUUUACUCUACAUCUAAUCAAAUUCAAUUUUGCUUUUUGAAAA